CGUUGUUCAUCUGAGAUCUUCCUACUUGUAGCUACAAGCUGCUAGUCCUUCGAGGUCAGAAGCCUGAUAGAAAGCGAUCAAGCUUAGUCAGAGGUGCUGCGAAACAAAUCGCUCCAUCUGACAUUCCGCAUAAGACACUGCAAACGCUUCGCUUGGCUUCAGACUUCUGUCGUCGUUGCAGUGUAUUUUUUGUUGGGCGUUUCAUAAUCCCGAACAGCUGUAGACUGGAGAGCGAUCCAUACCUUCUCUGCUUUGUUCUUGCAGAUGUCAACAGAAAAAGGUGAAAACGAUUCGGAUUGGUUGAGCUGGUUCAUCAGGCCAGGAUUUUCAGUCCACAGCGCCACAGAUUUUAUGGGACACUGACAGUCACUGCUAGGCGGGAGUGGAGUAUCUUGAAUCUGUCUGGAGAUUGGUCGCCUUUAUCCUCAGCUCCGCUAGCAGAGAGAGAGAGAGAGAGAUAAUAUAUAGGGAGCCAAGUAAGUAACAGUUGGUUUAGCGAUACCGGAUAGUCAUCGCGCACUCAGCUCAGCUCGGACUCUUUCAGAACGAAAGAAGAGGCUGUCUGGUCCCUAGCUGAUGCCCUCUAGGCUAGCCUCCGCUAUCUCCCUUGUCCGCACGUCGUAUCAUAUGUGGUACGGAGUAGACUACAACUGCAGGGUAUCCAUUCCGUGCUUGGCGUUAUUCGCUUUAGUUUAGUCCAGCAGAUCGAGCAGAUCAGUUCAACCGGGUGCAGCAGUGCAGCCAGCUCGUGUCCAGAAAAUGUCAUCGUCUUCACAAGAGCUCGACGAGGACCAAAUCGUCGCGUGUGAGCAGGCGGCCAUGCAGGCGCUGAUCUCGACCAUCAGCGACACGAUCGACGCCAGCCACAUGCUCAUGUACUUCCAGCAGGAGAAAAUCAUCGAUCCCAAGGAGAAGGAGGCCAUCAAGAGAGGCCAUCCGACGCGAGACGAGCUCAACACUCGAUUUUUGGACUUGGUUUGCUAUCAGAAGUUCAACUUGGGUAACAUUACUGCCUACCAGUGCUUUGUGCGCUAUUGUAUCAAGAACAGAGCUUAUCCCAAGCUCAAAGAAAAGCUGUGCCGCGAGUUUGAGAAGCAGAAAGCGCCAACCGACGCGCCAGCGCCAUACGUUGCCCGUGUCAGCUCGCCCAGCGAGGGUUACGAGCCGGACCGCGUGUCCAUCACGUCCAACUCCACCGACGCGUCUCCGUUCUCACGGCCUGGCUCCUCGCGUCUGCCCAACGAUAGCAUGAGCAGCUGGUCGGCCAUGUCAACGCCAAACUCGUCGGGUCGCCAGUCGGCAACGCCGGCCACGGACUUCUCGCCAGGGCAGACAUCCGUGACUCCCGUCACUCCCGUGCAGCGAACAAUGCCGCCGGUCAGAGCGGUUGACGACGGGCAAGGCGCCCGAAAGCUCAUCCCCGAAAAGGUAGUGUUCCCACCACUGGCCGAUACACUGCCGUCGCCACCGCGAGCACAACCCUCUGCUGCUGUUGUUGGUGCUGCUGCUGGUGGUAGUGGUGGUGGUUCCGGCAAUGUACCAGCGGCAUUGUUCACGCCGUCGCGAGCUCCUCAUUUCAACGUGCAGAACCUGCCGUCCCGCCAGCCCACCUCCACCCUAUCUCUAUCACCGUCAUCGUCCUCGUCGUCCAUGUCCAUGUCGACUUCCAGGCAGGGCUCUCUUGUAGCAAAGGAGAGUGUGUCGUCAUCGUCAGCCUCCGAUGGCAGUGACAUGUACAAGUCACGCUCAUCUCCAUCAAGUGCUCAGGCGGUGUAUCGUGAAAGUCCCUGCGGCCAGCCAUCUUAUGCAGAACGUGCAUUUCAACCAGGAACCGAAUCCGUGACACCUGCGUUGGAUGCAACCGCCGCCUGGGUGCGCUCAACAGGAAACCCUUAACCAAGCCGUCCUUUCCUUUACUGUGUAUGGAUUGCGGAUGUGAUUGCCGUGGCCAUGUGUGAGCGAUGCUGCGUUGACCAGGUAGAGGCUGCUAGUCAAGGCCAGAUGGCUUACUCAAGGCUAGAUGGAUUACGUUAGAUACGAUGGUGUAUCAGAUAGGUACUACCGCUCUUUGUCAGCACUUGCCUUUCACGUGUUUUCUGUGUGUGUGCGUGCGUGCGCGUGUGUGUGUGUGUGUGCGUGUUAUGAUGUGUUAUGGUGUGUCACAGGCACAUUCAAGCAUACAAACAUACAAACACACACACAUACACUCAUGAUUUUCUUCCCUUGAGCUCUCACUUUGCCGUAUAGAAUAAACUGAGAGACUGGACCGCUACACUACAAGUCCGCAUCGCUGCUACAUAUUAUAUUCACACGUCUGCACAGGCUGUCACAAAACUGUGGUAUGAGUGUGCAUGAGGCUUGCUCGGUGCAGCGAAGAAUACAGUGUCAGCCAGUUUGGUCUGCACUGCCGCUGCACAGUGCUACUGUGUAGGCAAUGCUUAUGCUUGCCAAUGGCAGGCGACCGUGCGCUUUCAUGCCUGCCCAUCAUCAGCUACACAAGGUCAUGCUUUCUAUUUUUCACUUCCUCCUUGCACUUCCAUUAUUUUGAGACCAAAGCAAGCAUGUGUUGGUA
Messenger RNA from Sycon ciliatum, 2572 nucleotides. RefSeq lists its product as uncharacterized. The coding region runs from base 760 to 1896 and encodes 378 amino acids. The transcript is spliced from 4 exons. NCBI's taxonomy places the organism in Eukaryota, Metazoa, Porifera, Calcarea, Leucosolenida, Sycettidae. The record is from RefSeq and is a predicted model, not a curated record.